CGCACAUUCACGAUCCCACGCGAAGCCCCGGUCCCCGCACCCCCAGCCUCUCCCCACCUCCACAACCAUCGAACCGAGCCGCAGCUCCAUACGCCGCGGAAAGCAGCCCGCCGUCGCCUAAACCCGAGCACGCGAGCCCUUCCGCGAUUCGACAACCAAAGUCUCUCACCACCGCCACCCCACGCGGUCGCUGACAUAUAAAUCACUCAUUCCCCGCAGCUCGACGCCUCUCUUCUUCAGCAUGUCACAAACAGGCAGCAUGGGAACACAAACCGCACAGCAAAAUCGCACCAAUGGUAGCGUGACUACUACACACCCGGUCCUCCGACUCCAGGCAGCCUCAGGUACCCUACGUUUGCGCGCAGAACCCGUUGAGCAAAGGCACAUACAAUGGGCAGAGGAUGUCGUGGACAACGAGGGCAUGGGAAAGAAGUCAUCAAAAGUAUGUUGCAUCUACCACAAGCCGCGCGAAGUAGGCGAGUCGUCGGAUGAGUCCUCCAGCGACUCAAGCAGCGAUUCGGACUCGGACAGCGAGCCCGACAACGGCGAGGCAAGGCCUGCUGGCGGGAGGAAGGGUGGGAACGGAAGAAGGGGACGCAAGUCGCACAAUCACGACCACGACCACGACCACGACCACGACCACGACCACGACGAGCCACAUGGAGGUCCGUCGGGGCAACCGCAGAAACGACCGCGACGACGGCCAAGCCCGAAUGCGUACGAGAAGAUGCCAAAGCAAAAGAAGUAGAUUGGAAGUCAAUGAUCGGGCUGGAUACGCCGCUUGACGCAGAAUUUGAAGAUGCAGGGAGGCGUGCGUAGGAAGCGCAUGCGCCAGGACACGACGAUGCUUUACGAACUUAGCGCGGAGUAUGGCGUUGUAACAAUUCACGACUGCACGAGUGGAAGAAAUUCCAUUGCAUGCUAAAAGCGAUAUUCCAUGUUGGACGACAUGUAGAGCAUGGACCGAGCAUUUUUAUUGGAUGGCUCUAUUCAUCUACGUGUUCAACAGGAAAUGAAUUCUUUCUCAAC
Paraphaeosphaeria sporulosa is the source of this 1029-nucleotide messenger RNA. RefSeq lists its product as uncharacterized. Bases 242 to 748 code for a protein of 168 amino acids. Lineage: Eukaryota; Fungi; Ascomycota; Dothideomycetes; Pleosporales; Didymosphaeriaceae. The transcript is spliced from 2 exons. Gene Ontology annotation, cellular component: nucleus. Gene Ontology annotation, molecular function: protein phosphatase 1 binding; protein serine/threonine phosphatase inhibitor activity. The record is from RefSeq and is a predicted model, not a curated record.